AGAAAGAUGAUAAGUGGGAAUGAUUUUUACAAGGUGAUGUGUGCAAUGGUGCCAUUGUACUUUGCAAUGCUGGUAGCGUAUGGGUCAGUGCGGUGGUGGAGGAUAUUCUCGGCGGAACAGUGCGCCGGCAUCAACCGCUUCGUCGCCGUUUUCGCCGUGCCGGUGCUGUCCUUCCACUUCAUAUCUCAGAACAACCCCUACCAGAUGGACCCAAAGUUCAUAUUGGCUGAUACAUUUUCCAAGCUUUUGGUCCUUCUUUUGCUCUCAUCUUGGGCAAUAUGCAAAGGGCAGUUGGAUUGGCUCAUCACCCUCUUCUCACUCUCCACUUUGCCCAAUACCCUUGUUAUGGGCAUCCCUUUGCUUAAGGCCAUGUAUGGAGAUUUCACCCAAUCACUCAUGGUUCAACUUCUUGUCCUUCAAUGCAUCAUCUGGUAUACUAUUUUAUUAUUCUUGUUUGAGUAUAGAGCAGCGACCAUACUAAUCAAGAACCAAUUUCCCGGCGAUAUAGCUGCCUCCAUAACAAAAUUCGCCGUCGACAAUGACGUCAUAUCCCUCGACGGCCGGGGACCGCUUUGCACGGAGUCGGAGAUCGACGUUAAAGGCCACAUCCGCGUCCGUAUCCGACGGUCCAUUUCAUCGUCGGCGCCGGAGGAAUCGGGGUUCUCAUCCUCCCUAGGGAUCACUCCCAGGGCGUCCAAUCUCUCCAACGCCGAGGUUUUCUCCGUUAACACGCCGCCGGGCCCGUUGCAUGAGUUCCAGCUCGCGAACGACGACGUAGCGUUCGGGCAUGGGGACUUGGGCGUGGGCUUUCGGGCCGGGCUGAGCCCGCAGCUCUCCGUCGGCGGCUACGCCUCAUCUGAUGCGUACUCGUUGCAGCCGACGCCGAGGCCGUCGAAUUUUAACGAGAUGGACGCGGCGACGACGGGGAAUACUCCGAUGUGGGUCAUGUCCCCCGCCUCCGGCGGGAAGAUUUGCCGGCAGGCGUCUCCGGUGGCUAAGGAGACGUCGCCGGGGAAGUGUGAAGGCGGCGGAGAAACACAAGGGUAUAGAGAUGCUGUUGGAGAAAAGGAAGCUAGCUUCAGAGAUUUUGCAAAGUGUUCAGUGGAGGAUGGAAUUGAAGAUAAGAGAAAAAAUAAAGAAAUGCCAAAUGCCUAUGUGAUGCUAAGACUCAUACUUACCAUGGUUGGAAGAAAGCUUUCUCGUAAUCCAAAUACUUACUCCAGUCUAUUAGGCCUUCUCUGGUCUCUAAUCUCUUUUAAAUGGAAUGUGGGGAUGCCAAGUCUGGUGAGAUAUUCAAUACAAAUAAUUUCAGAUGCAGGCCUUGGAAUGGCAAUGUUUAGCUUGGGACUAUUUAUGGCAAAUCAACCAAGGAUAAUUGCUUGUGGAGUUAAGAUGGCAAUAAUAGGCAUGGUAAUCCGGUUCAUAAUCGGCCCAAUGGUUAUGUCAGCUGCAUCGGUUGCUGUUGGGUUAAGAGGAGUUAGACUCCAUGCUGCAAUUGUGCAGGCUGCUCUUCCCCAAGGCAUUGUUCCAUUUGUGUUUGCUAGAGAGUAUGGAUUGCAUCCUGACAUACUCAGUACAGGGGUAAUAUUUGGCAUGCUAGUUUCUUUACCCGUGACUCUGCUCUACUACAUACUUUUAGGCCUAUGAUUAAUAUAUUAUAUAUAUGACAAGUCCUUAGCUAGGGUGGUUAUUUAGGGUUUCUACUCAUGUAAGAAAUGCUUUGAAGACCUAGGGACACAGAAACCUUAACGAAAUCUUUAGUACCCAAAAUAUAUUGUAUUUAAGGGUAAAUUAGAAA
Messenger RNA from Ipomoea nil (Japanese morning glory), 1798 nucleotides. Its product is annotated as auxin efflux carrier component 6. The record is from RefSeq and is a predicted model, not a curated record. Gene Ontology annotation, molecular function: auxin efflux transmembrane transporter activity. Lineage: Eukaryota; Viridiplantae; Streptophyta; Magnoliopsida; Solanales; Convolvulaceae. The coding region runs from base 7 to 1647 and encodes 546 amino acids. Gene Ontology annotation, cellular component: endoplasmic reticulum; plasma membrane. Gene Ontology annotation, biological process: auxin polar transport; auxin export across the plasma membrane. The transcript is spliced from 7 exons.